Messenger RNA from Quercus lobata, 601 nucleotides. RefSeq lists its product as uncharacterized. The coding region runs from base 191 to 601 and encodes 136 amino acids. The transcript has 3 exons. The record is from RefSeq and is a predicted model, not a curated record. NCBI's taxonomy places the organism in Eukaryota, Viridiplantae, Streptophyta, Magnoliopsida, Fagales, Fagaceae.
GCCAUGGUGCGUUGCAGGGAGGGCUGUGUGGACGGCAACGGUGCCGCUUGUAUGUUUCCACCUAGUAGAGAUACAUACACCGGAUCGUGUCGUUCAUCAAUUUGGGAUGAUCCAAGAAAUUCCCGGCGAUGUUGACACUGACACCGUGCUUCAUGCCAUUGAUUUGAGGGGGAAGGUGGGCGUUGAUUGAAUGCGGAAACAUGCUCUGCAUAUCAUGCAUUGGGGUAACCGCCUUCAACGGUGUUGUCAAGCAGUGCUUGGUGAUAUGCCUCCACAGCAUCAGUACUUCGAAUGGUUCAAAAGGGUGACUCGGAGGUUCAUCGAUGUUCUUGGUGCUACAUUGAUUCUAAUGAUUGAAGGAUACCUCCGUUUGUUGAGCCGUCACCCGGUGGCCACGAAGGACCACCAGGACAUUACUGAUGUGCUGACUGCAGUGCAGGCGAUUGGCAGUGUACGAUCUCCGGACCCUGAGGUCCUAAAUAAGGAGGCAGCUACUCCUGCGGGUACUACAAGUCAUUUGCAAAAAUCUGUCACCUUGCUCCGAAAUGAACUGGCUUCCCGUGAUAAUUCUACUGGUCCAGUGGUCCGGAGCGAAAUUUAA